Messenger RNA from Orbicella faveolata, 4239 nucleotides. RefSeq names its product acid phosphatase type 7-like. Gene Ontology annotation, molecular function: acid phosphatase activity; metal ion binding. The record is from RefSeq and is a predicted model, not a curated record. Lineage: Eukaryota; Metazoa; Cnidaria; Anthozoa; Scleractinia; Merulinidae.
CGAACUUGAAAAAUUUAGGCUAAACUUUUCAAGAUGCGCAAGCCGUGACUUAGCUCCUUUAAGCACUGAGUGUUCAAAUGUGCUCUCUUGUGCUGUUCCUUGUAGUAUGGUUAUCAAAUACUUUAGCGAUAUCGCUGUCACAGGCACGAUAUUUUAAUUUGAUUAGAGCUCGAUGGUUCAGUCGUUUCGCCGAUAAUUAUUUCAUAAGUUUUAUUCCACCUGAUCUCCCGUCAAGAACGUAAGGGAUCUUUUUGGUCAAAUGUAAAGCGCCCAGAGGUUACUUAGGAAAAGUGCGCUCGUUCUAUUUUUACUCACAAUUUGUGACGCAACUCAAGUUUCAUAAUUUGUAUCAGAUUUACAUAGUCUGUGGUCAAACUUCAAGUCUUUAUGUUUGAAAAUUAUUUUGUGUUACUUUAGACACUAAAAGAAUCAAAGAAGAAAUCAAGAUGUGUUUUGUUCCAGUGCCUUACAUCAUUUAUCACUUAUAUCGCUUGGCCUACUUUACUUACAUUUGUUUCCAUUACUUUUUUUUUUUUCACUAAUAUUACUUACAUAUGAUCUUCACUAUUCAUUUUACAUCACGUACCAACAGUUAUCUCGUACAUUACACCACAUUACUUAAACUUCUCUCGUAUACAACUUAACCUAUUUCUUCUCUUCGCUUUUACUAGAGUUAUUUAAUUUUCUUGUCCCUUAUAGAUAUUAGAAUCAACAGCUACAGUAUUUCAAAAUAAUUUCGCGAGUUUUAUUUCAUCUUGUUCAAACUAUCACGAACUGUUUCAGCAGCUUUUGUCUGGACAAUUUUGAAAUAUCACAAGCUGGUACUGUUCCAAAUAUUUGGUUCAAUUCGUACUAUAACUUGUUUAUGAAAAAUGAAAUAAACUCAGAACAAGAGAGCCAGAAGGACGAGGGAGUUAAUCCUUCAUAUAAGCCUUAUUCCCAAGGUAAUCCAUCUCAAGGUUUUUUCAGAUCACUCCCCGUUUCGGAAUAUCAGAAAGGUCGUGGAAUAGCCAAUCACGUGACGCCUAUUUCGCUCACGUGGACAGCACGUACGGCUCUACAUAUAUUUUCAUCCUCCACGAAGACAUCCAUGCGACGCGCGUGGUAGUAUUAUCCAGCUCUAAAAAUAGCUUGGGUGAAAAUACCUUAGGAAUAUGGCCUAUCGGUGAGGGAUAACUCUUACUCUUCAUCCCCUCCUGGUUCAGAAUAAAUAGAACUGACAACCUUCAAGACUGGCGGGAAACAAACCAUCAUUACCAGUAUCUUAAUGAUUCAUGGAUGUCAGUUACAUUUCAAGCUAUUUACAGCACGCUUAUGUUAGUUUAAUUUUAUUACUCGCAAUGUUCUGUUAACCUUGAUCAGUGCUCGCUUUUAUUCCAAGCGUUUACGGCGGAAGUGUCCGCCAUCGUGGUUUUAAUUUGUUACAAUUGCUAUACUUGAAAAUCCACCCUAUAUAGAAACGAUAAAACCAAGAUCAAAUAACUCUCAAAUUACUAUCCUAAGGAUGAAAGAUAAUCCAAGCAUGUUCAUCGUGUCAAAAUAUUUACACAGCAAAUGACAGAACUAAGUCGGAAAAAGACUGAUAUAACCCUAAGAACUAUACUCUCAUCUCCCAAAUCAAUCACAUUUCAGUAAUUUCUUCGCCUGUGCCAUCGCAGUUAUAAAAUCCCUUAAAAAAGUCUCCUAGAGGCCGCCGACGUUUGCCAGAAGAUUUAGACGAUAGCCGAAGACUUCCGAAGAAUGCCGAUGAUCGGCCACAGAUAAUAAGAAAUCUCCGAAGGAUACCGAAUAUUACCGGAUAUCAAUUAAAGGUUCCCAUAGAGAAAGCUAAGGAAUGGUUUCCUCCAUAUACAAAGGCCACCAUUGUGCCGCCAACAUCACAGAAUUCGCCCGAAUCAGUUUCGUCUUAAACUCGGGAAUAACCGCACCCAUUCACCAGUUCAGUUCUGCCUUUGUCGGUCGUUUUCUUCAUAUGUCGGAAAUGUUUCUUCUGACAAUAUGCUCACAACUUGGUUUCAGUCCAAAAACAAACAACGGGUUUAAAUCGGCUAAACUCACUGAUACAGAUGACAGAACUCCAUCGAUCUCACUCGCCAUGUGCUCUUUUCAACACAACACAUCCCAUAAUAUUUUGAAAACAGUUCCCAGUCCCAACCGUGCGUGGGCUGGUGACGCCUGACUAAUCUUACAACAAUCUCUUAAACCAAGUCUAAAGUGAUACGAUUACAUUUGCAUAACUCGAACCUCGACACUAAUCUGGAUUAUCCCAGUUGCCCGAAGGGCCGCUUAAAUGGCCCGAGUCAGCCACACCUUUGUUUUUGUUUACAUGCGAGAGUUUGGCUAUUAUGUUUUAUUCGGGGCAUUUCAAAACGAAGGAAAUCACUGUGAAACUACUUAAGAUAAUUAAACAUGCUUUCAGGAACACAACUUACAGUAAAGCAGUAAGAUUUCUCUUCACCAUGCGAUAUCAAUAAUAUUGAUGGCAUCGAAACUAGGGUUCUUUAACCCCACCGUAUUUGCCCUAAUUCCGGGUUAAAUGGGUGAACGAACGGCUCUGUAUAUAAAAUACAUGAGCUUUAGAAGCGAAAUUCUGCCCCGGUGUUUUCGCGUUUCUAUGGACACGUCAAUCGACCACCUGUUAAGUGACAAGGGCACUUGCUCAGUUAGAAAAAGAUAAACUGGCGAAAAACCAACAGGUAGAUAACAGCGUAUGUUUGGCUCUCCGUUCAAUUGAAAAUGAAGAAGCCUACAAGGAAAUGAAGUUUUGAAAUGGCCCGCCAUUUUGCGAGUGUAUUCUUGGUAUUGCUCGUGGUAUUAGCAGGACGCGGCGCCCUGGGACAUGGAACUCCUCAACCGGAACAGAUUCACAUUUCCAGUACAGGUGAUCCGUCGGAGAUGAUGAUCACGUGGGUAACAAUGGCCCCGUCAGUUAAGAGCGUGGUGGAGUAUGGGGAGAGGUGCAAACUGCCGCUGAACAAAAGAGCGUUCGGCGCCCCUACCAAGUACCAAACUUGCGGCUGGAAGGAACGGACAAUAUACAUGCAUCGAGUUAAGCUAGAGGGGCUUGUACCAGGCCGGGGAUAUGAUUACCGUGUUGGUAGUUCAGAUGGUUGGAGCGCCUUGUACAAUUUUAACGCCACCAAAAACGGCACGGCCUGGCAGCCGAGAUUUGCCAUAUAUGGAGAUCUAGGAGUGGAUAAUGCCCAGUCUCUCUCCAAGCUACAGAAAGAGGUUCAAGGGGGUCGAUACGAUGCCAUAUUGCAUAUUGGUGACUUUGCCUAUAACAUGGAAUCGGAGAAUUCAAGAGUCGGAGAUAGGUUUAUGAAUCAAAUUGAACCAAUGGCCGCGUACGUUCCUUAUAUGACGUGCCCUGGUAACCACGAAGAAGCUUGUAACUUUUCAAACUACAGAGAACGUUUUAGUAUGCCUGGUAACACAGAGGGGAUUUAUUACAGCUGGAAUGUUGGGCCAGUUCACAUCAUCAGCUUUAGCACAGAACUUUACUAUUUCCUAAAAUAUGGGAUAGAGCCUCUCGUUCAACAACACAAAUGGCUUCAAAAAGAUUUGGAGGAAGCCAGUCGACCCGAAAAUCGUGCAAAGCGACCUUGGAUAAUAACCAUGGCACACAGACCUAUGUAUUGCUCCAAUGCUGUGGGAGAUAGCUGUGAAAAUCACGAGAAUGAAAUAAGGACAGGUUUGUCGUCUGCGAAACUGUUUCCUUUAGAAGAACUAUUUUACAAGCACGGAGUGGACGUGGAAUUCUGGGCGCAUGAACAUUCCUACGAGCGUCUUCUACCAGUGUACAACCACAAGGUCUAUAGUGGAUCGAUAGAAAAGCCUUACACUAACCCAAGAGCUCCUGUGCACAUCACCACGGGAUCUGCGGGCUGCAAGUACUGCCACGACAAGUUUCAGCGUGAUUACGGACCCUGGACCGCGUUUCGCACACUGGAUUAUGGGUACACUAGAGUACAAGUCUUCAACAGUAGUCACUUGUACCUUGAACAAGUCAGCAUUGAUCAGGUCAGCGGAACAUGCAUGCAUAAAUUACUAUCGUCUCAACAUAUGAUAGGUCUGCUUGGCAAAGAUUCUAUGAGCGGAAGUUUCUGGAGAACUUUUUAUCAUAAAUUACACGCUUGAAAGCCUCCUCGUAACCACUUUGGGCAACAAGUGCACACAUGUGUAACAAAUGGUCGUUUGAGUUGUUUUUAACUGAGUGUCGUAAAACCAAACCCAAAC